Messenger RNA from Nematostella vectensis (starlet sea anemone), 1864 nucleotides. Its product is annotated as receptor-type tyrosine-protein phosphatase alpha. NCBI's taxonomy places the organism in Eukaryota, Metazoa, Cnidaria, Anthozoa, Actiniaria, Edwardsiidae. Gene Ontology annotation, molecular function: protein tyrosine phosphatase activity. Gene Ontology annotation, biological process: protein dephosphorylation. The coding region runs from base 217 to 1305 and encodes 362 amino acids. The transcript is spliced from 11 exons. The record is from RefSeq and is a predicted model, not a curated record.
UUUGCGAAACGUGAGUACUGCGUGUACGGGGUAAAGUGGAGAUGGCUGUGCAAGAUUUAAAAAAGCUUCUUUUUCUCUUCGCCCUUGUUGUCGUCAUGUAUUUGGGUUAUUGCUUUCUCAUCUCAGAUUACACAAUGAAUAUAAUGAGGAAUUAUCCACGACGUUCGACAGAAUUCCUUAGGAUACGCGAGAUCCUGAGCUUAGAGAAAGCAGAGGAUGAGUGUGUACUACCGGGACAUCUCACACGCCAACAGCGCCGGCGUGGGAAGAACGGGCGCUUUUCUCGUGAUUGACGCGAUGCUGCGCCAGGCUAAGAAACAAAAGACGGUGGACAUCUUCAACUACGUGAAAGCCAUCAGGGAAGACCGGCCACACAUGGUGCAAACAUCGGAGCAAUACGUGUUUAUCCACUUGGCUGUCCUGGAGGCGCUUGUCUGCGGAAGCACUGAUAUUCCUGCUGACAAUAUGAAGGCCGCUAUGGCCAGGCUCUCCAAACUACGGACUCCAGGAAAUGUGUCGGGGUACGAGGCGGAGUUCCAGAGGUUGUCAGUCAUUGUGCCAUCAAGUGUCCCGGAUGUAGAUGUUUCGUCGGGAUCAAAGUACAGAAUUUCAUUGAUCGACAAAAAGUCUACAUUGAAAAGCCCAGCUAAGCGAAAACUGACUGCCUAUAUGAAUGCCAGUUUUGCUAAUGCAUACAGAGAGAAAAACGCAUUCAUCCUCUGCCCGGCUCCAUCGAGUGAAGACAUCACGAACUUUUGGCAAAUGGUCCUGGAUUUCUCAGUAGGCACUGUCGUGAUGCUGUACGACACCUCAGAGGGACAAAAGCGUUACCGGCAGUACUGGCCAUCACGUGACGCCAAGAGUUAUGGGAAGAUACAAGUUCAACUUUUAGACGAGGACGUGGAGUCUCAGAUUAUCACGAGGAGGUUCGUCCUCACCACCAAGGAGGGCGCGUCGCGGGAAGUGCGUCACUUCCAGGUCCUCGGUUGGACUGAGCAGAAGUUACCUGACAAGUCUAGUGUUCUCCGCCUGAUAGAGAGUACUCAGAGCUCUCAGCAGCAGUCUGGUAACGCCGCUAUUCUAGUUCAGUGCAGUAACGGCGCUGGUCGAAGUGGCACUCUUUGUGCUGUACUGUCCGUGAUAGACAGGGUGAAGGCUGAGCAUGUUGUAGACGUAUUCCAGGCCGUCAAGGUCCUCAGAGCAUCACGGCCGGGAGCUGUCGAAUCCCUGAGGCAAUAUGUCUUCUGCUACGAGGCCACAAUGGCAUUUCUGGAUUCCUUCAGCGACUAUGCCAAUUUUAGCUGACACUAGCAUGAUACUUAUACACCUUUUGCUUUUCAUUAACGAGAAAUACGCAUUCAUUUUAGCCAAAAAAAAAACAAUAGCAUUUUUUAGGAUAUUGUUUGUCAUAAAGGGCUUAUUGUUUGUACGGAGGCGCUAACGUUUAUAAGAAGCAUGCAAAUUACUUUCACAAAAUACUAUUGUUUGCACUUGCUGUAAUAAAAAUGUUAAUGAAUAUUUCUUUCACUGUAUUGAUUGCGAGUUUUCGUAUUAUUGAUAUUUUAUUUGUGCUAUUGUUAUGUACCAACGCGCAAAUGAAAAUGGAUUUUUCAUUCCUGGUUGUCGAAUAGUGUAAAUGAAUGUUAAGAAAAUUCAAUUGUGUGCACUCAAUUAUGUAAAGUUCGUUAAUGUAUUUCCUUUUAGUUCGAAUGAUUUUACUUUCGCUUAAAUGACAGUACAUCGGCGUAAAUGUUUGUAAUUUUGGCUAAAAUGAAUGCGUAUUUCUCGUUAAUGAAAAGCAAAAGGUGUAAACGCAUUCCGUGCGAUCCCUUCUUGAUAGCCAAUAAAUCAUGGAUGCUUGCCA